AUGUCGAAGGACGAAAAAUUUCCAGUUUUACAAGGAUUAACUCAAAAAAUAACAAUAGUUUUAUUCAUAUUUUUUUUAUUUUGGAAUUUAUUAACUUUUCUCGUAUAUGAUGGGGAAAUAACCAAUUCUUCAAAGUUAGAAGAUAGUAUACAAAUUAUUACAUCAAUUGAAAUUAUCACCUCAACAAAUGUCAUAACGUCAACUCAAGUCAUCCAACCAGAUGAUGAUAAUGAUGAAUCACCAUCUACCACCACCACCUUCGAAUCCGUUGUUACAUCAACUAAUUUCGUCACCAAAACCAAAACCAAGUUUGCCACAAAAACAUUGGAAAUUUCAAAAAGUUCAACUAAAGUGAAUCCCCAAGAAAUCGAAAAGAUGGAAGAAACUUUAAUCGAAGAUCCGGAUCAUUAUGAAAAACAGGAUGAAUUAAUUAAUCAAAAAUAUUGUUACUCGACUGAAUGUAAAUUCUUAUUUCCUUUUCAUCCACCUGAACAAGAAACUCAAUGUAAUAAACAUUUUCUUUCGUUCAUUCAAUUGGCUGAAAAAUUAAAUCGUACGUUGGUAUUGACCAAUGUUGGAGAUUCAAGAAUUUGGCAAAUCAGAUAUUUUCCAUUUAAUUUUUAUUAUGAUGUGGAUGAAUUACGAAAUCGAUUCCCGAAUGUAAAUUUCAUUACUCAAAAAGAUUUUCAAGAUUGGUGUAGGGAGAAAUAUAAUAAACCUAAAGCGUAUUAUGCUAAUAUCCUUAAUCUUGAACCAAAAUUUACCGUAAAACAUUUAUCACCAUUUAAAAGAACUCGUAGAGUAUAUGGAAAAACUCGAGAAAAAGAUUUGAUGAUAAAAUUUUUUCAAAAAGAAUUAAAUAUAGAAGAAGAAGUAAUAUUAAUAACUCAUAAUAUUCGAUCCCCAUUAUUUAAAAAUUUAAUUCCUAUUUCAUAUGCGAAACAUUUGGUUAAUUCAGCUAAUAAAGUAAUUAAGAAUCAAUUAAAUGAUAGAUUUAUAGGAAUUCAUUGGAGAAUGGAACAAGGUAAAAUUAAUUUAAUGUCAGAUUGUGCUCAUAGAUUAGUAAAUUAUAUAAAUAAUUUAACGGAAUCAACGGGAAUAAAUAAGAUUUAUUUUGCAACGGAUUAUCCAAUAUCUGGAAAUUCUAGUCAAGCUCAAUCAGAUACAUUUCAUCAAGUAUUACCGGAACAUCGAGAAGCGUAUAAGAUCGUAACCGAAGGAAUUAAUAUUAAAACGUGGGUAUCAACGUCAGCAUUAGAAUAUUUACAUAAAUAUCCCGAAAUGAGUUUUGCGGUAGAAGAUGAACUUCGUAAAGGAGGAGUACAAGGAAUCAUGGAUAAAUUAAUAUUAGUACAAUCAAAUAUAUUUAUUAGUGGACCAGUUGAAUGUUGUAGACAUUCGAGUACUUUUACUCGAAAAAUUAUGGAAUGGAGAAAAAGAUUAAUUAUUAAAGGUGAUAAAAGAAUUGAAAAUUUGGUGGAUAGAUGGGAUGGUAGUAAACCGAAACCAUGA
Messenger RNA from Diversispora eburnea, 1512 nucleotides. The record is from the annotation of a GenBank genome assembly. NCBI's taxonomy places the organism in Eukaryota, Fungi, Glomeromycota, Glomeromycetes, Diversisporales, Diversisporaceae.